Messenger RNA from Melospiza georgiana, 3134 nucleotides. RefSeq names its product semaphorin 4A (gene SEMA4A). Bases 131 to 2443 code for a protein of 770 amino acids. The transcript has 15 exons. Gene Ontology annotation, molecular function: chemorepellent activity; semaphorin receptor binding. NCBI's taxonomy places the organism in Eukaryota, Metazoa, Chordata, Aves, Passeriformes, Passerellidae. The record is from RefSeq and is a predicted model, not a curated record. Gene Ontology annotation, biological process: axon guidance; negative chemotaxis; positive regulation of cell migration.
CGUCCGGGUCCGUCUGUCUGUCCGUCCGUCCGUCUGUCGGUGCGGGGGGAGCCGCGGUACGGCCGUAGCCAUGGCGACGUGAGCCGGAUGCGGGGCCGGGGGAUGCCGCUCCCGCCCGCCCGCCGCAGGGAUGCUGGUGGGACCCUCGUGGGGCGCAGCCCUGCCGCCCCCAGCCAUGCCCGCCGCCCUCCGCCUGCUCUGCGGGGUGGUGGUGCCCGCUGCCCUGCUCUGCUCUGCCCAGCCCCUGCCCCGCCUCGCCUUCCCCAGCGGGGACCCCCGGCGGACCCUCACCCACUUCAGCCAGGACAACGUGUCCCACUACGACAUCUUCCUGCUGGAUGAGAGCGAGGAGCAGCUCUACGUGGGGGCACGCGACUGGCUGCUGGCCCUCGCUGUUGGCACCCCUGGCAGCAUCCGUGCCAAGGCCUCGAUAAGGUGGGGACCCACAGAUGAGAAAAUAUCUGAAUGCGUUUUUAAGAAGAAGAGCGAAGAGACUGAGUGCUUCAACUUCAUCCGAGUCCUGGUGGCCCUGAACCAGACCCACCUCUACGCCUGUGGCACCUACGCCUUCAGCCCUGCGUGCACCUACAUCCACCUGGAAAGCUUCACGCUGGCCAGUGGCAGAGGACAGUCCUUCCUGGACGGGAAGGGCCAGUGCCCCUUCGAUCCCCAGCACACUUACACGGCCCUGCUGGUGGACGGAGAGCUCUAUGCUGGCACCAUGAACAACUUCCAGGGCAACGAGCCCAUCAUCUCCCGCUCGCUGGGCACCCGCACGCUGCUCAAGACAGACGCCUUCCUCCGCUGGCUCUCGGCCGACGCCGCCUUCGUGGCCUCCUUCAGCCUCCCUGGGGACGACAAGGUCUACUUCUUCUUCGAGGAGACAGCAGAUGAGUUUGACUUCUUUGAGAAGCUCCUGGUGCCACGGGUGGCCCGUGUCUGCAAGAGCGAUGUAGGGGGGGACAAGGUGCUGCAGAAGAAGUGGACAACAUUCCUGAAGGCACAGCUGGAGUGCUCCGAGCCCGGCCACUUCCCCUUCAACGUCAUCCACCACGCCUUUGCUCUGCCCCGCCACGACGGCCGCGCUGUUUUCUACGCGGUGUUCACCUCGCAGUGGCAGGCGGGCAGGGCGGGCAGUGCCGCCGUCUGUGCCUACAGUCAGGAGGAUCUGGAGAAGGUCUUCGAGGGCAAGUACAAGGAGCUGAACAAGGAGAGCUCUCGCUGGACAGUCUACAGUGGCCCUGACAUGAGUCCCCGGCCUGGCAGUUGCUCCAUGGGUGCCUCCUCGGACAAAGCCCUCAGCUUCAUGAAGGAUCAUUUCCUGAUGGAUGGGAAGGUGUCACCCCUCCAGGGGAAGCCUCUCCUGGUGAAGUCAGAUGUCACCUACACGCGCAUCACAGUCCAUGAGACCCACGACGUGCUGGGCACCCCGUACCGUGUCAUGUUCCUGGCCACAGACGAGGGUUUCCUGCACAAGGUAGUGGAGCUUGAGGGAGUGGAGGGUGCCCACAUCGUGGAGAGCAUCCAGCUCUUUGCAGCGCCAGAGCCGGUGAAGAACCUGCUGCUGGCACCAGGGAAGGGCAUCCUCUACGUGGGCUACUCCAGAGGCGUCCUGCAGGUCCCGCUGGCCAACUGCAGCCUGCACCGGAGCUGUGCCGAGUGCGUGCUGGCACGGGACCCCUACUGCGCCUGGCACAGCCCCGGGGGCGCCUGCCUGCGUGCCCACCUGGCCACCGACAACAAGAGUGAGUGGCUGCAGGAUGUUGAGAAGGGGAGACCGGACGCCGUGUGCCACCGCGGGAGGAGCGCGGCCAUGCCCCGCUCCUGGGGGGCGCCGGAGGAUCCCGCUGUGCAGGGGCUCAGCCCCCCGCUGAAUGCCGUGGUCCAGCUGCCGUGCCCUCGCCGCUCCGCCCUGGCCACCUACAGCUGGCAGCAGCCUGGCAGUGCCCAGGGGCACACGGUGCUGCAGCCUGACCACACACUGGUGGUCAUCAUGCAGCAGGGAAUGGCCGGCACCUACACCUGCCAGGCCACCGAGAACGGCUACACCUGGACCGUGGCUCGCUACCAGCUCAGGGACUCUGGCGGGGCCCAGCUGGGCGAGGUGGGCUCGCCGCCCCGCUCAUACUGGUCCCAGUUUGUCACGGUGACGGUGCUGCUGGCCGUGACGCUGGCCGGGGCCGCCUGCCUGGCCCUCAUGGCCUACCGGGACCAGCUGAGGGCUCGCAGCAAGGUGAGGGGCUGCAGCACGCCCCACAGCCCCCCGUCACGCCAGAGGGAGAAGGUGCCCCUCAACGGGGGCACCGCGGAGGCCCCGGCACCCGGAGCUGCCACCGAGGAGGAGGAGGAGGAUGAAGGCUCCCAGGCGUGCUGCCUGCAGCUCGGUGGGGACGUGGAUGUGGACAACAACAGGCUGCACGUGCCGGCGGGGGACACGGCGUGACAAUGGCAGCGGGUCAGGGAGACCCUGGGGAGGGGGUGUGGGGAGGGGUGGGACUGUGAAAGGGUUUUUUUUGGUUUUGUUUUUGUUUUAUUUAAUACACUUGUUUUAACCUAAGGCUCGCGUUCUGGGGCUGGGGGUGGAAUGGGACAGGGAGUGGCACAAGGAGAGAGGUCAUGGAUGUGGCACAGAGGAGAAAUGUCACCACGGGGUAGGCAUGGCUGGGAACGGUGGAUGACAGCAGGAAAAAAAAAAAAUAGGUUCCAAAAAAUACCUCAGCAUGGGGUUUUUUGGUUUUGUUUGAUUUAAUACACGUGUUUUAACCUAAGGCUCGCAGUCUGGGGCUGAGGGUGGAAUGGGCCCUGGGAGCAAGGAGUGGGACAAGGGAGAGAGGUCAUGCGGACAUGGGGACAGGCAAAGCAUGUGACACAGAGGAGAAAUGUCACCGUGGGGUGGGCAUGGCUGGGAAUGGUGGAUGCUGACCCCAGGAAAAAACAACAAGUUCCACAAAAACCUCAGCAUGGGCCAAGCUGUGCUGGAUGGGCUCCCUAAUCCAGCCCUGAGGGCACCCACCCUGCACUGCCACCCGCCCCUCACGGUCCCAACCCUGGUGUGCCCCCACUGUCCCUGGCUAUCCCCCCACCCCAUUUCCAGCGUCCUUGAGCUGCCUUUUCAAAGCCAAGCCAGCUGUACA